AUGCACGACGAGAGCAAUCACAAUCGAAAUCAAUAUGUGGUGAACCGAUUUAAACAACUUUUUUUGCAGAGGUAGUUAUUCAUUUCAAGAAAUGUCCAACCAAACUCCUUACAUUGGAAGCAAGAUCAGUUUGAUCUCAAAACUUGACAUCCGUUACGAAGGAAUUCUGUACACCGUUGAUACCAAUGACUCUACUAUCGCUCUGGCUAAAGGUUAGAUUCUGCCAAUUUCAAAAAUUAGAAAGAAACUUUAUCGUAGAGACUCGAAUUUGUUUUCAGUGAGAUCUUUCGGAACUGAGAAGCGUCCCACGGCAAAUCCGGUAGCCGCUCGAGAUGAUGUUUACGAAUACAUUAUCUUCAAAGCAAGCGACAUCAAGGAUCUCAUCGUUUGCGAUACACCAAAGGUUUUUUUUUCUUCAAGCGUCGAUUCAUUGAGUUCAAUGAAGUUUAUCUGAAAUUUGUUUAUCCGAUCAUCAUCGUACUUCUCGCGGCUACUCGCUCAUACAUCAUAUGUUCACACCAGACUCGUUAUGUUGGAAGUGAAAUGGAAACAGUAUAAAUUGAUCAUCUUCUCAAAAAAAUAAUAAUAGUUUCUAGUAUAUAUGAUACUAUGAAUUACCGUGGGUGCCUUCAACUUCUAAGAUUAACAUCAGUUGGUUGAUCCCUUAUACGGGCAGACCAGUUUUUUUAAUGACGUCAUUCCCUCCCAAUUUUUCUCAAAUUAUAGUGUCAAUACUACCUCUUUACUUUCAUAUACGUCAAUACUUCUCCCUUAAGUUGAAACGUAUUUUCAUACCUAAUUUUUAAAAUUAAUUUUUUUGCAAAGUAACACCUCUUCCUAGAGUGGAUGAAAGGUUGAUUUGCAAACUUGAUUUCUCUACAUGUCCGAAUGAUUAAAAAAAAAAGUCUGUUUAUCGAAGUUCAAUUUUUUUUUUCAGAUGGCCACGCUUUCUGGAGGGUUACCAUACGAUCCAGCGAUCAUAUCAGUAUCGUCGAGAACCGCGCCUGCCAAUAGUGAUGGCUCUCAACCAGGCCAUCCUUCGGCAGGAUCUUCUCGGUCAGAUACUCCGAAUCGUCAAAGUCCUCUUGCCAACAUCGUUAACCGGGCCCCUGGCUCUGGUCGCGGUGGUUUCUCGCGGGGUCGCGGAGGUUUCAUUUCCCAAAGUAAAUACAUUUUUAUCUUUUUUUUAUGAAUACAUUCUCGAUUCAGGUGACAAUCGACAGCAAGGACGUCAAUUCGUUAACUACAAUCGUGGUGGCGGAUUUAACGCACGUGGUCGUAACAACUUUGGAGUUCCUCGCGUGAAUACCCGGGAAAAGCUGAAGUUCGAUAGCGACUUUGACUUUGAAAAGGCUAAUGAACACUUCCAAGAAGUUCUGUGUGACAACGUUGAGAAGCUGAAGGUAUUCCCUCUUUAAUUUUUUUUUUUCUUAGUAUGUACCGUUUUAGCUGGAAGGAGAAGAGAAACAAGAAGUUGAAGAGAAUGAUGAGGACAAGCAGCACUUCUACGACAAGAAAACCUCAUUCUUCGACAACAUCAGUUGUGAAGCCUUGGAGAAAGCCGAAGGCAAAACUGGUCGUCCUGAUUGGAGGAAAGAGCGCGAAACUAACCAAGAAACCUUCGGACAUUCGGCAGUUCGUUCGCUGAACUACCGCCGUGGUUUCGGUCAACGCGGUCGUGGAGGCAAUCGCGGCUAUGGAGGUUCCAUUUUAAAUCCCUAAUCCGUUAUUGUCUUUUUUAUCAAUAGGUUACAACAACUACAACCGCGGUGGCUCCUACAAUGGCUACAACAACUAUAGGAACAACUUCAACCGCAACCAAGGAGGGCUCAACAAACGUGAACAAAAUCCAUCAGGUUCUAACGCCGAACCUCAAGCACAGCCACAAUAA
Molecule: messenger RNA, 1891 nt
Organism: Caenorhabditis auriculariae
Lineage: Eukaryota; Metazoa; Nematoda; Chromadorea; Rhabditida; Rhabditidae
Source: the annotation of a GenBank genome assembly